This is a messenger RNA of Oryza sativa Japonica Group (Japanese rice), 2761 nucleotides long. RefSeq names its product diphthine--ammonia ligase. Gene Ontology annotation, molecular function: diphthine-ammonia ligase activity. NCBI's taxonomy places the organism in Eukaryota, Viridiplantae, Streptophyta, Magnoliopsida, Poales, Poaceae. Gene Ontology annotation, biological process: protein histidyl modification to diphthamide. The record is from RefSeq and is a predicted model, not a curated record.
CUCUGGGCCUCGGUAGCCUCGAGCUCGCACCACCUCACGCUUCACGCCUCCUCCACAGUCCACACACCGCGCCGCCGCCGUGGACUCGCCGCACCGUCCGCCGCGCCCUGCUCCGUCCUGCUCCGCCGCGCGCAGCCGCCUACACAAACCUCGCUCCGCCCCAAAUCCAGUAGGAGAAGAAGAAGAAGGGGGGAAUCCAGUAGCGUUUUGACCGGAAGAAGAAAUUGAACAAAACGAGCUCCAACCCUAGGAGGUGCGAGGCGGCGGCGGCGGAGAUGGAGGUGGUGGCGCUCGUCAGCGGCGGCAAGGACAGCUGCUUCGCCAUGAUGCGAUGCCUGGACUAUGGCCACAAGAUUGUUGCGCUGGCCAACCUCAUCCCCGAAGAUGACGCCGUCGACGAGCUCGACAGCUACAUGUAUCAAACUGCUUCAGGUUGGGCACCAGAUUGUCGUGAGUUAUGCGAAAUGCAUGGGCUUGCCUCUGUUCCGGAGGCGCAUCCGUGGAUCCUCAAGGGAGCAGGGUCUUAAAUAUAAUGUUACCACAGGCGAUGAAGUGGAGGAUAUGUUUGCGCUCUUGAGCGAGGUUAAAAGGCAAAUCCCAUCCAUCACUGCAGUGUCUUCAGGCGCCAUUGCGUCUGAUUAUCAGAGGCUUCGUGUUGAGAGUGUCUGCUCAAGGUUGGGCCUGGUAUCGCUGGCGUAUUUGUGGAAGCAGGAUCAGACUUUGCUUCUUGAUGAAAUGAUAAGAAGGGGCAUAGUAGCUAUAAUCGUCAAGGUUGCCGCAAUGGGGCUCAAACCUUCUGCUCACUUAGGGAAAGAACUGGCUGAACUUAAGUGUCAUCUGCUCCAACUGAAUGAGAGUUAUGGAAUCAAUGUCUGUGGUGAAGGUGGCGAAUAUGAAACACUAACUCUUGACUGCCCUCUAUUCCGUAAUGCAAGAAUUGUUCUUGAUGAUUUUGAAGUUAUACUCCACUCGCCUGAUUCCAUCGCUCCAGUAGGAAUUCUUCACCCGUUAAAAUUUCAUCUUGAACACAAGCCAAAUUCUUUUGGCACCGUUGGUGAUAGUGCUAUUGCCCAAGAGAAUUCUAGUUAUUUGUAUGAAGUAGAUGGAGCUAUUGCACACAGUGAUGUCGAAAAGAAACAAGAGACCUUGAGUCCAGUUACAACUGUUGAUGCUUGCACAAAUAUAGACCUAUGCAUCUCAAAGACUGGCAAAAAGUUGUUCUCCAUUGGUUGUUGGAUUCAGGAUCCCUGUGGUACUUCAGAAGGCCUGAAGACAGAUCUAGUAGCAGUUUUGAGCAGAAUCGAGAAUCAGCUCAAGGAAGAAGGGUUAGGUUGGAUGAAUGUUCUGUAUGUUCACCUCUUCAUUUCAAGCAUGAAGGAAUUUGGAUUGGCCAAUGAAGUUUAUGUGAGCUUUAUUACUGAACAAAAAUGCCCUCUGGGUGUUCCUUCACGUAGUACAGUUGAAUUGCCACUAGUUCAGGUUGGUUUAGGCCAUGCAUAUGUGGAAGUUCUAGUUACAAAGGAGCAAGUCAAGAGAGUUCUACAUGUACAAAGCAUUUCAUGCUGGGCUCCUAGUUGCAUCGGACCUUAUAGCCAGGCAACACUUCAUGGAGAGAUUCUCUAUAUGGCUGGUCAGCUGGGGCUUGAUCCCCCUACGAUGAAGCUCUGUCCUGGGGGCCCAACGGCUGAACUAGAAUUCGCAUUACGAAACAGUGAAGCUGUUGCUAAUGCCUUUGGUUGCUCCAUUUUUUCUUCGGCAAUACACUUUCUGGUGUACUGUUCUGCACACUUGACGUCCAGUGAAAAAGAACAAGUUGAACAUACACUUCGUAGUUCGUACAUCACCAGUUUGGAUUGCUCAAAUACCGGAUCAUAUCCCACCAUUCUCUAUGUAUUUGCAUCAGAUCUUCCAAAAGGAGCAUACGUGGAGAUAAAACCAAUAUUGUAUGUCCCCAGUCCCACUAAUGAUGAUGGAGUCCCAACCAGAGAACAGGAGGCUGGAGGGUCAUUGCCAGCAUCAAGCGAAGCUUUUAGUGCCUGGAGCGCACAAUACUCUGACCUGGAUGAUUCAUGCUGCCAGGUGCACACAAUCGGUGGGAAAAUUUGCUCUGCUGUUGUUUCAGUCACAAAUGAUAUUGCAUUGAAAAUCUGUUCUACAACUGAACAACUAUACCACUCGGAGGAGCAUUUGAAAGCUUUGGCUAGAUUUUGUGCAUUCCAGCUUGCUAAGAUUCUGAUAGAUAAUGGCUUUUCCUGGGACAACCUAACGAUGUUAAGAUUCUACUAUUCAGUAGAGCACCCAGUGACUGCGGAUGUGAUGUCCCGUGUAUUUUCUGAGGCAUUCGCCGAGCUUGAAGAAGGUGGUGUUGGUUCCUGCACACCUGAUGGGGUUCCUAUUUUCAACAUCGUGCCAGUGUCGGCAUCUGGUUGCUUCACAUCGUUAAGCGACAUUAUAUCAUGCGAGCUAUUAGCUUCGAAAGUUUAAGACAAGAACUUGGCUUGCGCAUGUACGUGCAUGAUUUGUUUGGUACUCGCUGAAAUGCAGUUCGUUUCUUUGGCCUUUUGGGAGGUUGGAGCCUUAGCAUCUCCAGUCUAAGCCAGAACUUGGCUUGCACAUGCAUUAGGUAAACAAUUGCGAUAGAGUUAGCAGCGACAUUUUUCUGUGGGUUUUAUCAUAUGAUACUACACUAUAUGAUAGUACAUACUAUAAACAUUGGGCCUGAUUAGCGGUCCUGAAGCUUGCAUUGACAAUUUCGUACUGA